GCAGUACCCGCCUGAAGGUGCGUCCCAGCAUGCUGAUCCAGGCAACAGGCACGAGUUUAAAGGGGAUCCAGACGAGACCCAACUUCUGUCACAUCAAGUCAGAGAAGACAGAGCAGCCAGCGAUGUUGUGGUUCAGUGCAAGAUGGAAGCUGCACCAAACUCUGACACUGUUUCAGAUCUGACAUUGGACAGUGAAGAUUUUGGUCUGUUUGAAAUGAACACAGGUAAUGGUGACAUUGUAAAACCUUAUUAUGUGUAUGUCAGUGUAAAUGGUUCAAGAGUGAAGAUGGAACUAGACACUGGUGCCGCAGUGUCAGUGAUAUCUGAAAAUCUGUAUAAGCGCAGAUUUAAAUCAGUCAAACUUAGUCCAGCAAAUUGUGUACUUAAGACUUACAGCCAAGAAUCAUUACAGCUGAUGGGUAAAUU
This is a messenger RNA of Austrofundulus limnaeus, 426 nucleotides long. RefSeq lists its product as uncharacterized. NCBI's taxonomy places the organism in Eukaryota, Metazoa, Chordata, Actinopteri, Cyprinodontiformes, Rivulidae. The record is from RefSeq and is a predicted model, not a curated record. Gene Ontology annotation, molecular function: zinc ion binding; nucleic acid binding.